UCUAAGAGGAAAAAAGGGUUCGCCUCCACAGCUCCCACUCUCCCAAAACCCCACCCCGCCGAUUGCUCCCGCUGCCUCACCGCCGCGCUAGGCUCGCCGGCUUCCGGGCCACCGCCGAUCGCUCCACUCCCAGCGCAGAGUAAAUAAAAACAGAGGGAGUAUCUACCUUUGGUUGCUAUUCCAUCUUUCAUGUGUUCAUCAUGCAACUCGUCCUACUUAACACUGCCUUCAGGAAGGCCUAGGACUUGGUUAACCAGAAUAUGGCAUAGAUGUUGGUCACAAGUUUAGGCCAGUAACAAAGGGUGCAAGCGUUAUGUGCUGCAAAUUCUCUUUGCAUAUUGUUGUUGCAUAAAGAGAUCAGAAGAUAAUUUGAUGGAGUGCAACAGAGAAGAGGCGUUGAGGGCCAGAGAAAUAGCUGCAAAAAUGCUGGAAAGCAAAGACUUUCUUGGGGCUAGAAGGAUUGCACUUAAAGCUCAAAGGCUUUUUCCAGGGUUUGAGAACAUACACCAGCUGUUAACUGUCUGUGAAGUGCAAUGUGCAGCAGUUGCAAAAAUUAAUGAAGACUUAGAUUGGUAUGGUAUUCUCCAGGUGGAGGCAACAGCAGAUGAGACAGUCAUAACAAAGCAAUAUGAGAAACUUGCCUUUUGGCUCCAUCCUGAUAAAAACACACUCUCUGGUGCUGAAGUUGCUCUGAAGUUGGUCUCAGAAGCUCGCAAGAUACUGUGUGAUCGCACGGAGCGGUCUUUGUAUGACGUCAGAAGGCAGUAUGCUUCCAAACAUGUGACAAGCAAAGCUACACAGCUACCAAAUAAGACUGGUGGAAAUGAAAGUCAUGUGGAUGGAUGCAAACAACCACCUGCUUUUGUACUGGUGUUCUGGACUAUAUGCCCGCAUUGUCGGAGGCGAUUCGUGUACUACAAAAAGAACUUUUUGGUCACCUGUGACCACUGUGGUAAAUUGUUCUUUGCAUUCAAGCUGCAUGAACAGACAAUGCCCUCGAGUUUCCUAUCUCAUUCAGCAAAUAAUGCUGAAGUUUCACCUGGGAAGAUUUCAUGUCAACAACAUGGCGUCACCAAUCAACAGGCCCAGACAGGGGGGAACAUUUACUCUGAACCUACCAUGAAUGCUACUCAAAUUGAUGAACAUAGAGAAAGGAUUGACAGGGCAAGCGGUGAUGAGGAAGGUAACUGUUCAGAGACAAGAAGCGAUGUAGUUCAGCUUUCAGCAAUGAACCAAGCUAAAUCUUCUGCGCCUGCUGCAGGCAAGGAAUCAGUUAGCAAUUUGACAUCAGCUCAUCCUGAUCCGAACUUCAUUUCCGCACAGAACUUUAGAAGUGAAGAUGCAUCUCUAGUGCCAAAUAUUGCAAGGUCCUCCAGCCUUCAGAAAUUAGGUAAGAGAAAGCAAGAUGAUGGCCCAGACUGCAGCCACGGCACAGACUCCUCUAAUUAUAAGAUGCAAAGGAACCAUGACUCACCAUCUAGUGCUUCUGAGCAAAUGUUUAAUGACAAUGCUGCUGUUGCUGAGAAUCAGUCUGCUGAGCAUCAUGCCUUAAGUAGAGUGGAUAGCCAAGGUGGAGUAACUGCAAGUCGUGAAGCCAAUCAGCAAAGUUACAAGGAAGCAAGUGGUAGUGCUCCUCAGAAGCUUGGCAGUCCUGUGAUUACCUAUCAUCAUCCUGACUUUUUUGACUUUGGCAAGAUCAGAGAUAUAAACCUGAUUGCAGUUGAUCAAAUCUGGGCCCUUUAUGAUAACCUUGAUGGCAUGCCAAGAGAUUAUGCUCAGGUAAAGCACAUUGAUACUUCUGACUUAAGAGUUCAGCUGACAUGGCUGGAGUACAAUCCAAGGAAUGAGCAAGAAGCCAAUUGGAAUAAUAAGGAAUUGCCUGUAUCUUGCGGAAGCUUCUGCUUAGGAGGAGAAACAACAACCCUAUUACAAGAUCCAUCCACAUACCUGUCUCACAGAGUUCCAUUGACAAGAGGCAAAAAUGGGAACUCCUACCAAAUAAAUCCUAAUAAGGGUGAGGUAUGGGCUCUUUAUAAAAGAUGGAGCAUGCAAUGGAGCUCCGAUGCAGAUAAAUGUCGAUCCUAUGGAUAUGAUGUCGUGGAAGUUAUCUCUGAUGGCUCAACGAAUGGCGAUGUCAUUGUUUCGCCGCUAAUGAGGAUUGAAGGCUUUGUUAGUCUUUUUGCACACGCUAAGGACAAACGCUACUUUUCGAUACCAUCAAGUGAGCUACUGAGAUUUUCGCACUGUAUCCCCUUUUAUAGAACACAUGGAAAUGAAAGGGUGGGCGUUGCAGAAGGACUUCUGGAACUGGAUACAGCAGCUCUUCCAAGUGACCUGGAAACAGCAUUUCCUUCCAUUACUCUCGACUCCUACAUGUCUUCGGAACUCAUUUCUUAUCCAUAUCCAGAAUCUGAAUUCCACAACUUCGAAGAAGACCGGUCAUGUGAGAAGUUUGAAAGUGGCCAAAUUUGGGCUAUCUACAAUGACACUGAUACAUUCCCGAAUGUGUAUGGUUGGGUGAGCAAAGUUGAGAUACAACCGUUUGAAGUGCAUUUGACCUGGCUCCAGGCCUGCCCUCAACAGGCGCAGGGGAAGCUGUGGUUGGGGCAGAAUGUACCUGUGAGCUGUGGCAAAUUUAAAAUACGAAGCUGGCAAGCCAAGUAUGGUAGAAACCACCCCUUCUCUCAUUUGGUAGAAAAUAGCCAAAUCGAUAUGAACUGGCAGGUUAAAAUUCUUCCAAAAGUCGGUGAAGUUUGGGCCAUCUACAAGAACUGGUCACCUGAUUGGGUUCCUUCCAGCAACAAGCACACUACUGAUUAUGCUAUCGGGGAGAUCGUCGAGUGCAGUAAACGAAGCACAUUAUUUUCUUUUCUGACUAAAGUUGAUGGCUAUGUCGCUGUGUUCAAGCCUGACCUUACCAAGGGAGUACUGAAAAUACCUAGGAAAGAGAACCUGAGGUUUUCUCACCGAAUUCCAUCAUUCCGUCUCACAAAGGAGGAAGGCGGCAAGCUCCGGGACUUCUACGAGCUCGACCCAGCUUCUGUCCCUGGCGAUUUUCUAUAGAAGAGCGCCCCCUUGAAUUGACACUUGCCUUUACCGAGGGCAGCAAGAGGGAAUUAACCUAAGGAUAUAACUAUACAGUGUUUUGUGUUUUGUGCCUGAACCUAGGGCGCAGUAUAUGCUGGCUAAAUGUGACCAUGCAUGCUAAGUUUCUUUCGGGGUCUCUUAAUUUAGUCAGUACUGUUGGCAGUCAUUGUUGAACUGAAAGUAACUCACAGUGAAGCAAGUGGUGUUUGUUGGAUGCUAUGAAGCUGUUGGGCCAUGGAUUGAUGCAUGCAUGCCCCAUAUUGUUGUUGUUUGCUUCAUAAUAUUCCUGGUUACGUAUUUGUGUCA
Triticum dicoccoides is the source of this 3393-nucleotide messenger RNA. RefSeq lists its product as uncharacterized. Bases 373 to 3063 code for a protein of 896 amino acids. The record is from RefSeq and is a predicted model, not a curated record. The transcript is spliced from 4 exons. Lineage: Eukaryota; Viridiplantae; Streptophyta; Magnoliopsida; Poales; Poaceae.